Molecule: messenger RNA, 1487 nt
Organism: Achroia grisella
Lineage: Eukaryota; Metazoa; Arthropoda; Insecta; Lepidoptera; Pyralidae
Product: MKRN2 opposite strand protein
Exons: 4
Coding region: 196-840 (214 amino acids)
Source: RefSeq, a predicted model, not a curated record
GCGAAACGGCAAGAUGUGAAGUGAAAAGUGAAGUGGAACAAAAGAAAUUGUCUGAUAUUCUUUGUAGAUUUGCAGGGUUAUUAUUUGUUUAUUAAUCCCUAUAUAUUUAUCUAAAAUAUUCGUUGCUUAUUAGCAAAUUCUCGAACUUCAUAUUCUUUUAAUAUUCAUUAAUAUAUAUCUAAAUUUUGAUCGAAAAUGGAUCCAGGCAUCCUUUGUUUCCACCAUUGUGAUCAUAAAGUAUUUUGCACAAUUAUCCCAGAGCAAUGUCCUGUGUGUCAACAAAAACUAGACAGAUAUGAUUACAAUUUGCUACCGUUCAGAGUACCAUAUCCUUUCGUGAAAGCAUCUCAACAUCCGAGAGCUAUAGUUAUGAAACCUACUCAUGGAGAUUUUCUUAAUGAUUAUUACAAUUCUAAAGAUUUACAUAUAGGAGUGACUAAUUCUCACGGUUAUGUGGUGGAGUUCAGUGAACAAGGUAUUCAAGGUGUAGACACUCUUACCAAGACAUGGAGUAGUUGUAACAUGGGUGCUGAAUGGGACCAGUGUUUAUUAUUGGAGCAGUUUGAUGAAUUAUGGAAUGAAAUAUGGGACAGUGUGCUGUUGAAGAUGAGCCUUAGUCCACUUUGGGAGGCUAAUAGAUACAAUGAAGAGAGACACAACUGUUUCACAUUUGUGUUAGCAUUCCUACGGGCUCUGGACUGUGGUGAAUUGUCUGAGAAAGCCCAGGACCCAAAACAAUUUUGUAAACAAUAUGUUGUGCCGAGGACUUCAGCUGCAGGUAAAUAUAUAUCUCUCUACAGGCAACUGAAGAGGCAAUGUUUCUUCAUACAGCACCAAUGAUAGCCUAUUAAUUAAUUUGUAAAGUAUUUAUGUAUUAUCUAUACAGUAUUAACUGUGAUGUUUAAAUAUUAAGGUGUACUAAUAAGAUCUUUAAUAGAAGUGCAUUUAAUUAGACCAAAAUAUUAUUUAGUUUUCAGUACACUGAGCUGCAUCUUUAUCUAUCUAUCUAAUAGAUUUAAUUUGUGAUUUAUGUUUAAUAGAAUUAUAUUUUAUUUUUUUAUUUAUUAGUAUAUUUUGCCAGCAAUUUAUUACUAAAGGACUAAUUUAAAUAAUAUUUAAAAUAUUUGUUUUAAUUUUACAACUACAGGGAUUAUGUUAAUCAUAAUGUAUCAAAAUUUUUGUGUCUAGAUAGGUAACUUAGGUAGUUAUUCCAUAGUAACUGUGUUAACAUCAUUUAUUUAGUUAAUCUUUUGUGAGAAUAAAAUUUACUUUCUUGCCCUGAAUUGUUACUUAAAGGAGAUAGGUGAUUGUAUUUGUCAAAAAUCUCGUGACCAAUUUUGACAUUAAUUAGAAUUAGAUUUUGAUGGUGGAAAGGUAAUUAGAAAUAUGUAAAAUACAAAUUGUGGGCUUUUUGACAUUAUUAGUAAAAAAUAAAUUCCUUCAAGUAAUAAUUACUUGGAAGGAAUUGAGUAACAUUUCAUACAUUU